CUUCCCCGCUCCCUGUCCCUGUCCCUGUCCCUGUCCCUGUCCCUGUCCCUGUCCGCGGCGGGGCCCGGGUGCUCCCUCAGCAGCGCCGGCAGCAGCGGCCGCGACCCGCCGAGCGCCCGCAGGAGUCAGGCUGAAGAAUAAUGAAUUAAAGUGACUGACAUCAUGACAACGGUAAGACAGAGAAGGGUUGGAAAAGGCACAGAAGCUGCUGAAGAUCAGCCUUCAGAGGAGACAAAUGUGAAACCUGAUGGGAAAAUUCCUUCUGAUCGUACAGGUGCAAGGGUGUGGAAUAUACUCUCAGUAACUGUUGGUGGAAUUGCUGCCAUCUCCUUUGGACUUCUUACAUCUGUUUAUGUGGCUACACUGCAUGAAAAUGACCUGUGGUUUUCCAAUAUCAAGGAGGUCGAAAGAGAAAUUUCAUUCAGAACAGAAUGUGGACUUUAUUAUUCCUACUACAAACAGAUGAUUCAGGCUGCUUCCAUACAGCAAGGUUUACAUGGUUUAGUAUAUGACAAUAAAACUGAAUCUGUGAGGACAAUUAACAUACUUGAAAGAAUGAAUGUUUACCAGGAGGUGUUUCUCAGCAUUCUGUAUAGGAUUCUUCCAAUUCAGCAAUACCUAGAGCCUGUUUAUUUUUAUAUCUACACUUUGUUUGGACUUCAGGCAGUUUAUGUCAUUGCUCUGUAUGUAACAAGCUGGCUUCUUAGUGGAACAUGGCUUUCAGGGUUGUUGGCAGCUUGCUGGUAUAUUACAAACAGAGUAGAUACCACAAGGGUAGAAUUCACCAUUCCUUUAAGAGAGAACUGGGCCCUGCCAUUCUUUGCUGUUCAGAUAGCAGCCAUCACAUACCUCCUCAGAACUCAUUUACAGCCUGUGCAAGAAAGACUCACACUUAUGGUUGUAUUCAUAGCAACGUUUCUCUUCAGCCUGACUUGGCAAUUUAACCAGUUUAUGUUGUUGAUACAAGCAUUGGCAUUAUUCAUACUGGACUSCUUGGACAUGCUUCCCACAGCAAAGGUUACAUGGCUCUAUAUCAUUCAGCUUUCUGGAUUACUACUGGUCUGUGUCCUACAGUUCUUUAAUUCUAUGAUUCUUGGAUCCUUAAUUAUAAGUUUUAAUGUUUCUGUCCUAAUAGCAAGAACAAUCCAGAAAAACCUAAAAAAGGGUGGCUUGCUUAAACGGCUUGGGAAACUUAUCCUCCAUGUUCUAUUAGUCUUGUGCUUGACUCUCCUAAUAAAUAAAUUUAUUAAGAAAAUACUUAAUCUUGAGUCAGAUGAACAUAUAUUCAAAUUCYUAAAAGCAAAAUUUGGAUUUGGGGCAACAAGAGAUUUUGAUGCUAAUCUGUAUCUUUGUGAAGAAGCCUUUGGUUUACUACCUUUAAAUACUUUUUCGAGACUCUCCAGUACAUUACUUUUUUAUGUCUAUGGAUUUGUUCUCUUCCUUCUGACAGUAGCAKCUGUGAUUGUUGCCUUUAGGAACCUCAGUGGUUCAAAUCAAGUCCAGCCAAAGGGAAAAAUGGAAGAAUGCACAGUAACACUGAGGCCUGAUGCUGCUUACAGCUUAGUUCACACAGUUCUUUUUGGAUGUCUGGCAUUAAGCACAAUGAGAAUGAAGUACCUCUGGACAUCCCACAUGUGUGUAUUUGCAUCCUUUGGCCUGUGCAGUACAGAGGUUUGGAAACUUUUCCUGAAGUGUCUCCAUCUCUACACAUCCCAGAGGACACAGGUGAUUAAGUAUUCUAUACCAAUAAUUACAUUACUGUACAUUUCRUAUAAGUUCUGGCCAGGAAUAAUGGAUGAACUAUCAGAGCUGAGAGAGUUCUAUGACCCAGACACUGUGGAGCUGAUGAACUGGAUUAAGUCAAACACUCCAAACACAGCAGUGUUUGCUGGGAGCAUGCAGCUGUUAGCAGGAGUCAAACUGUGCACUGGACGGACCCUAACCAACCAUCCCCACUAUGAGGAUAAGAAUCUGAGGGAGAGAACAAGGCAGAUUUACCAGAUCUAUGCCAAGCGAUCUCCCGGUGACGUGUACAGCAUCCUGCGCUCCUUUGGCACGGACUAYGUGAUCCUGGAGGACAGCAUUUGCUACGAGAGGAGGCACAGCAGGGGCUGCCGCCUGCGGGACCUGCUGGAUGUAGCCAAUGGCCACAUCAUGGAUGGCUUGGGAGAAAAUGAACCUGAUUUGAAACCUUCAUUGUAUCCUCGCUUCUGUGAGGAAAUUAAAAAAAACCUUCCUUCUUACACCAUGCACUUCACCAGAGUGUUUCAAAACAAAACAUUCCAUGUUUACAAACUUGCCAAGCAUAAAUAAUGUUUCCACCCACGGCUUCAAGUUCAGUAUUCACUGCUAGGACCCACAUUAGGAAAUGCAGCUGAAGUUUACAAACAAGUUACAUUUCUAAGACAUUUUACACUAAUGGUUCCUUGUUUAAUUACUCUU
This is a messenger RNA of Malurus melanocephalus (red-backed fairy wren), 2442 nucleotides long. It is a transcript of the gene DPY19L3, whose product is annotated as dpy-19 like C-mannosyltransferase 3. The transcript has 19 exons. Bases 163 to 2313 code for a protein of 716 amino acids. Gene Ontology annotation, molecular function: mannosyltransferase activity. Gene Ontology annotation, cellular component: nuclear inner membrane. The record is from RefSeq and is a predicted model, not a curated record. NCBI's taxonomy places the organism in Eukaryota, Metazoa, Chordata, Aves, Passeriformes, Maluridae.